AUGGAAUAUCAAAAUAAAAAUUAUAAUACAAGAGUCGAAGAUGUACAGUUUGAUCCUGAUCACAAUCGCGACGAACAAAAUGUUUUGGUAGCAUCGGCUGUCGUGGACGAUACAGAAAAGCUCAAGCGUUCGAUCACAUGGUUAGAUGCAUUUUGGGUAUCAAGUGGUGUGCCUGCUCUUGUUCUAUUUUCUAUCGGUGCUAUUGCAGCAACUGUUGGAAAUCCAUCUUGGUUCGUUUGGACAAUCUCAAUCAUUAUCGGUUUUUUACAGUCAUUUGUCUACGCCGAAAUUGCAGGACUAUUCCCAAAUAAGUCAGGUGGUGCAUCAAUCUACGGAGCUAUUGCCUGGGUACGUUAUGGUAAGAUGCUGGCACCCAUUUCUGUCUGGUGUAAUUGGUUUGCUUGGUCACCUGUGCUAGCAAUCGGAACUGGACUGAGUGCUGGAUACAUCCUCAGCAUGUUUGAUUCUAAUGCGCUGGUGAACACAUGGCAAUUUAAAAUUCUUAGCCUUAAUUUCAUUAAGACAGAUCUAUCGCUGAGGAUCAAUUCAACUUUUAUUAUCGGAGCACUAUUGAUGCUAGUAGUAUUUGCUAUACAACAUCGAGGCAUUCUCUCGGCCGCUCGCGUUCAGAUGAUCUUUGCUAUCUCGUCACUAUUGCCGCUAAUCAUCUUAGGUAUAACUCCGCUCGUCAUUGGCAACGUACAUAGUAAACAUUUUAUUCCAUUCGCACCGCUUUUACGCGAUGCAACAAAUAAUGUCACUACUGGAAGUUGGGAUAGAGCAGGCAUGACGUUAUUUACCGGUGGUAUGUUCAUCGCUGCCUGGUCUACCUAUGGUUUUGAGACAGCUGUCUGUUACACAAGUGAAUUCAAAAAUCCAGGAUCAGAUACAUUCAAGGCAAUACUCUCUUCCGGUUUACUGUGUCUAUUCGUCUUUACCUUAAUUCCGAUUACGUUUCAGGGAACACUCGGUCUUAAGGGAAUGCUCGAUCCGGACAUUUAUAAAGGAAUGGGAGUUGCCAAGGCAAUGGCCGAGAUGAUCGGAGCCGGUAAGAUAGUAGCCAAUGUUGUGGUUGUGCUGUUGUUGUUAUCGCUUCUGCUCUCCAUCAUGACUGCUAUGGCUGGGUCGUCACGCACGCUUUAUCAAGGUUCUGUUGACGGUUGGCUUCCAAAGUUCUUAUCUCACGUCAAUCAGCAUGGUGCACCUACGCCUGCGAUGUGGACAGAUCUUACUUUCAACCUAAUCCUCUUGUUAAUGUCUGACUAUAUGUUUGUUCUGGCAGCCUCGAAUGUCGGAUAUAUUAUCUUCAUCUACAUGAACUUGAACGCUGCAUGGAUUCAUCGAAUGGACCGUCCGCACUGGAAGCGACCAUUCAAGGCACCUAUUUGGUUGCUCUUAAUCAGUGUCAUACUUAGCUAUGUUAACCUUGUGUUCCUUGGCAUGGGAUCAGAUAUAUGGGGAAUUGGAACGCUUGUCACCGGUUUGGUAUUUGCCGCCAUGAUCAUUCCAGUAUUUCUCAUUCGUCAUUAUAUCCAAGACAAAGGUACUUUUCCUGCUUCAAUAACAGAUGGCAUUAAUCUCAGUGACGAGAAAACUGUAAAAAGCCGUGCUGGAAUGCUCCCGUAUCUUGCCCUUGGGAUGGGCGUAGUGGUCGUCAUUGUUUCUCGUUUGCUUGCAAAGUACUAAAUUAUAAUACGCUUAUAUCUGCCAAAGUGCUAUUAUAGAAAUCAUAUUCUAUCUUCAGUUUCAGUGUGACGUCAGCAAAAUUAUGUGUAUUUGUAUAGAGUGGUGAGCAUAACUUUAACACACUUUUGUUAUUGCGUUUUCUUCGAGCCCUGUGUUCUUUCUUUCUUUCUUUACAGUUUUGGUCGAUUUUUCCGCCCAACGUUUUCAGUUAUCUCUGGUCGUACAGAUUUGAGAAAAAGAUGAUUCAAAAGUAGAAGCAUCGUACAUGACAGAACUGAAGUUACUUUUCGAAUAUUUGCUUUAGCUAUCCUACAAUUAGUGCCACAAAAUGAAUAUAUUUUUCAGAAAACUCUAUUGUUUUUCCUAUUAGAUAAUUAAUUAUCACGUGAUAUCCUGCGUAGUAAAUCUAUACUUGAUAUGAUGAAAGCUAUACGGCCAGUCCACGUAACGGUAGAUUUUUUUGGCGAAGUAUGAUCACAAAAUCAAGCAAAAUCAAGAUGACUAUGUUGUAGAGCGUUGUCGAUAGUAUAUAAAAACCUAUUUUUUUCUUACUUU
Didymodactylos carnosus is the source of this 2241-nucleotide messenger RNA. NCBI's taxonomy places the organism in Eukaryota, Metazoa, Rotifera, Eurotatoria, Philodinida, Philodinidae. The record is from the annotation of a GenBank genome assembly.